Aureobasidium pullulans EXF-150 is the source of this 2396-nucleotide messenger RNA. RefSeq lists its product as uncharacterized. The transcript is spliced from 2 exons. Gene Ontology annotation, molecular function: RNA polymerase II cis-regulatory region sequence-specific DNA binding; DNA-binding transcription factor activity, RNA polymerase II-specific; zinc ion binding. Gene Ontology annotation, cellular component: chromatin. Gene Ontology annotation, biological process: DNA-templated transcription; regulation of transcription by RNA polymerase II. Lineage: Eukaryota; Fungi; Ascomycota; Dothideomycetes; Dothideales; Saccotheciaceae. The record is from RefSeq and is a predicted model, not a curated record. Bases 56 to 2359 code for a protein of 767 amino acids.
UGUGUUCGAGUCAUCAAGUUGAACAUCUGCGUGUGUGUUGUUAUGUGACAGUGACAUGCCAAAAGGUCGUCCUAAGUCGCAGGUCGCCCCCUGUCGAUUCUGCAGUAAGCAAUUCAAACGACAGAAACAUCUACAACGCCACGAACGGACUCACACGCGCGAAAAACCAUAUCCUUGCGAAUGUGGUAAAGAUUAUGCCAGGCAGGAUCUGCUUGUGCGCCAUCAGCGUCUUGACCACCAGAUCGGCACACCGGCGAGCGGAAGUCCUCCAACGCCCUAUGACAAUGUCAGCCCACACUUGGCUCCGAAUGACUUGACCAGUUGUUCUACCAACAUGCCAUCUACACAGCCUAUGUCGGAGUCUACAGUCAGUAAUCUGACUUUGCCUUCAACUUUUCAAACGGUACAUUCCAUCCUCGACUUUCAAUCAACCAGUGGGCUGGACUUCUUGUGGGAUGAAGCAGCGACCACGUUCGAUUUCUUACCAUCCGUGUUCUUCAACACCAAUUAUCCGCUUUCAGAUCUUACUGAUAGGGCAGAACUGCACAUCAACCCGGCACCCGUUCCUCCUGCCAUUGAUGCUUACGGGACACCGCAGAUUACGCCGGAGAUAGAGGUCCAACCAUCAAGAGCUCCAGGAAUUGUUUUCAAUGACAACGAUGCGUUAUUGAGACGCGCACUGGUCGCCACGAGUGAUGCCGCUUCUUCAUGGCUUUGGACUAUCACCACUACCACCCAUUCGAGUCUGCUACAUACCGUCCUGUCCAAAGCACAUAUCCUUCCUAAAGAAUUUCGCCUGCCUUCGCGUCAUGCGCUGUCAAGGUAUCUUGAAAGCUAUUUUCGUGCAUUUGAUAAUCAUCUGCCUUUCGUUCACAGACCGACUUUCUCCACGAAGACAGCCGCUCCCGAAUUGGUGCUGUCAAUGGCGGCGGUUGGUGCGUUAUACCGCUUCGAACACCCUCGAGGAUACUUGCUCUACUUUGCUGCUAAAGCUCUAGUCGAUGAUCAAAUUGCACAGCGCAGUGAUCAUGUGGUAUCGCAUCUGACGGCUAGGUCGCCAGAAGACCGCGUUGCGAGAUUCAGCAUGACUUCUCCCACCAUUUACAUCCCGAAGCAUACCCUUCAGACUAUUCAAGCGCUUUUGGUCCUUCUGACAAUGUCAUCCUGGGCCGACAGUCCUAUCGUCCGCGACUCAAUGUCAAUGGCGGGAAAGUUAGCUAUGUUAGUACGUGAAGCUGCUCUUUCGGUAGACGACGAACGUCCAGACGGUCUUGCCUGGGAAGCCUGGGUGCGUAACGAGGAGCGGCGAAGGACUUUGUUUGUUGCGUAUGUCCUUUUCAAUCUGCAGAGCAUCGCUUUCAGUGUACCACCUAUGGUGUUGAGUCAUGAGGUCGUGUUGUGCCUUCCUAGUACCGAGAUUGAAUGGAAUGCUCAAACUGCGGCUGAAUGGGAAAACCUCCGACUUACGAAUGUCGGUGCUUUCGAAGAGCGAUGUUUCCAAGAAACAUUAUCUCAGGUUCUCGCCGGUAAAAGCGUCUACGAACACAAGACUGUGUCUGCCUUCGGAAACUAUGUUCUCAUUCAUGGAUGCUAUCAACAAAUCUUUUUCGAAAGACAAGCCUCGGGAGGGUUUUUGCCUUUCCACAGAUCCACUCUGAGACCCGAUGUGGUCAGAAUCUUUGAAGGCGCUUUACGAGCAUGGCAAAAUUCGUGGGAGGCAACUGCUGAAUCAACGCUGGAUCCACAAUCGCCAAAAGGUCCGCUCGGUUUUAAUGCGACUGCUUUGCUACGCCUCGCUUAUAUCAGAUUGAACUCCAAUCUGCCGCCUUUCCGAAGGUUUGACGACAUAGAACCAUCUCCCAUCAUCAACAUGUUCGCAAAUGCGACUUCCCAGGCUGUCGAGCGCUCGGUCAGUGUCGAUCGCGCCAUACUCCAAUGCAUACAUGCCUUGAGCAUUCCUGUCCGGGCAGGCGUUGCGUAUGUCGCUCGCACACAGGUGGACUGGAGCAUUCAACACGCGUUAUGCAAUCUUGAAUGUGCUCUGCUUCUUUGUAACUGGCUGGAAUCCGUUGCUUGUGCUGUGGAAUCAUCGGGCAUGGCUACUUUGCGUGAGGACGAGAAAGAGCCUUUGGCAGCUCUCUCCAGCCUCGUACGAGAGACCGAACUCAUGGAUGAUUUACUCAACAUUCAGGAUGGUUAUGCAGUGCAUUUCCGACGCUUGGCUUGGUGUACCACGAAAUUGUGGGCCGAGAUAUUUAGCGGUGGUUAUGUGUUUGAGAUCAGCCAUCUAGUCGGGACGACACUUUCGGAUAUCGCAGACAUAUUGGAACAGCGACUGCUCGGAGGACAGAUCAGAUAGUUGUGCACGAAUAUAUAUUUCACAAUUCACUACUCGU